Hippoglossus stenolepis (Pacific halibut) is the source of this 1868-nucleotide messenger RNA. RefSeq lists its product as uncharacterized. The record is from RefSeq and is a predicted model, not a curated record. The coding region runs from base 970 to 1596 and encodes 208 amino acids. Lineage: Eukaryota; Metazoa; Chordata; Actinopteri; Pleuronectiformes; Pleuronectidae. The transcript is spliced from 4 exons.
UUCCAGAAAUGACUCACUUGGAACAAACAUUUCUACGCACUGCCAUCACUGAGGUCUUGCCUGACCUUCCAGAGAUGAUGAAAGAUGUCCUGGAAGAGACCUUAAAUUCGCUUGGGGUGGAGACAUCUGAUGAUUUUCAGUUUAUCGAGGAAGCCGAUUUGCUGACAGCCUUGAGGCCAAUUCAAGCCUGAAAAGUCCUUGCUGCUUGGAAGCUGAGAUGCCAGACUCCUGAAACCAGCAGCUCAUCUGUUGCUGCCUCACCAGGACCUCCCGCAUCCUUACAGUCUCUUUCACCCAGAAGUUCACCCUCAAACUCUUCCAACAGCUGCCAAAGCCCCGAUAUAGACUGGGUGGAUAUGUUUAUGAUACCGUGGGAUAAGUUCCCAGAGGAACUUAUGCAGUCAUUGGAGAGGGAAAAAUGACCAAGUCCACGAAUGAGAAGGGAGAUGAUCCGGAUUGUGGUAUGUUAGAUGACACGAAAAAGUUAUUGCAUUGCGUAGAAGAAACACUACUCAAGUUGGUAAAAAGAUGGUGGCAAAAUAUCCCAAAUCUCUUCAAGACAUAAUCGGAGGAGAUGUGAUUGGGCCAGGGUAUCACUCUCUUGUAAAGCAACUGCAAAACAGGAUCGAGAAUGUGAAGCGAUCUACAAGCCCAAAAGUGAGAAAGCGAAAGCAGCGCACUGAUGAGUCCGACACAGACAAAGUUCCUCCAGAACAGAGAGCAACAAUCCAGGACACUUAUGGUUGCGUUAACUGGGAUUUAAAAUUCCUGCCCCGUGGAGAGACUCAUGAGAGCCAGCAUGAGAAGAAAGAAAAACUGAAGAUCAUGUCUCAACAAACUGAUGCUAAUCCAGAGGAGGUCAAACUUCUAAUGAAGUUGACUUUCUACACACAGCGUGAACAAGUCAACCAGGGGAAAAAUAUACAAUUCCUCCUGGAAGAGUGGCCGUUUUAGUUCGACGAACUCGGCAUGGCAGUCCACUUCAAGGAACUCACCGGAAUUGGGCUCAAAGAAACUUUCACACGGAAUUUGGAUCUGAAGGGGGAACGGCUCCUGAACUACAUGAAUACUGUUUGUUUGAACAAGAACAAAAAGUUCUUACAGGCUGUUACAAAGUCUAAAGUGAUGAGGGGAGAGCUGAGUGGUUGCUCUGAAGACGUCAAAGAGAUGCUGCUGCUUCUGCUUUCCUACUUUGAUGAGAAGCAAGACUCGAUGCUCUGCCAUGUGGAGGACACAUGCCUGGCAGAGGAAGUACAGAUGGACCAAGUUCACCUGACUCCCACCAUUGUUGUGUGUGGACGAUCCUGUUAUUCUUCGAGACGGUUCAUGCUGAGUGUGGAUCGAAACAUUGUACACGACAACAUCCCCUCCUUCGUUUCUGCCCUGUGCAUGAUGUUUGGGAGCUAUUAUUGUUUCAACAUCCAUUACCCAUCAGAGCUGGCAUCAACCCUGGAGUUUCUGCAGAGGUGUUUUUUCUCCAUCAACCCGGAGAAGGACACUAAAGUGGAGAAGAAAAACACGUCCCGUCUUCACGUGAACCCCCGAGUCCUGACCUUGAUUCAAGAACUUUCGGAUCAUGAGUGGCGUGAUCUUUGAAUAUGGACUAAACUCAGUAAGAUUCAUGCCAUGUGCCCACUCACAGUUUGAGUUUGUUUCAACUCAACUCUGUCUGCUCAGUUCUUCAAGCUUAAGAAAGUUAAAGUUUCAGACGAAAUUCUUACAGAGUUUGUAUGCAGUUGUUAGUGAAUUUUAUUGCACUUGUAUUUCUUCACUUGCAUACCUAUACCUCAGUUGAAGAGCUUUUUUUUUUGAAGAUAUUGUUACAUGGAACAUUUAUUCAUAGCAAAUAACCCCUUCUUUCUUUCCAU